AUGUUUGGACCACACCCACCAAAAUCUUUGGGUUACUGCAUGAAACUUGCGCUACAUGAGACCCUUCAUAAUAUAAACCAAAACAUAUGUUUGACGACUAGACUGUCAAAAACCAGUUAUGAGGAUUUGGUUGAAAUGGUUUCCCAGUUAAAUCAACUGUGUAUCACUACGUUUGAAGAACAGUGUUCUUUCGUAAAGUUCGCUUUGAAAAAACAACAGGAAAACCUUUUCUGGCGAUUAUCGGCUAAAGUCUUCUGUAGAAUUUCAAAGAAAAACCGUUCAAUAUACAGAACUUUUGAGCUUAUCGAAUUUUUGCGGUUAUAUGAUGAGAUUAUCCGCUUCAAGUCACUGAUUGAUUCUCAACCUGAGAUGCCGGAUUUUGCUAAGGAAAUUUCUAAUGAUCCUUGUUGUAUCUGCUUGGAUAGAGAGCCCGACACUGUUCUUGCUUGUAUGCACUCAUUCUGUCAACCAUGCAUUAACAAAUGGGCCGGAAUUAGUUACCAGUUGCCGUCAGCAAGUUCAGAAUCGUCUGUUUCUGGUCAAGGAUCCAGCAGCUGCAGACCUUCAGAUGUUAAUCGCACGCAGUGCCCCAUCUGUAGGUCUACGUACACAAAUACCUCUACAUCUUGGGAGUUGAUUGGCAUUCAGUCUCCAAAAAAUCAUAGAUAUCAAAUCUCAGAUACAUUUCCUGAAAUUGGUGAUAAUGGUACUGAUUCCAAAGAAGAAACAUCUUUCACCGUUAUUGGCCAUAAACAUAAUCCAACAGAGAAUGUUUAA
Molecule: messenger RNA, 777 nt
Organism: Schistosoma guineensis
Lineage: Eukaryota; Metazoa; Platyhelminthes; Trematoda; Strigeidida; Schistosomatidae
Source: the annotation of a GenBank genome assembly